Myotis myotis is the source of this 2146-nucleotide messenger RNA. It is a transcript of the gene HOXB4, whose product is annotated as homeobox B4. The coding region runs from base 188 to 934 and encodes 248 amino acids. Lineage: Eukaryota; Metazoa; Chordata; Mammalia; Chiroptera; Vespertilionidae. Gene Ontology annotation, molecular function: DNA-binding transcription factor activity, RNA polymerase II-specific; RNA polymerase II cis-regulatory region sequence-specific DNA binding. Gene Ontology annotation, cellular component: nucleus. The transcript is spliced from 2 exons. The record is from RefSeq and is a predicted model, not a curated record. Gene Ontology annotation, biological process: regulation of transcription by RNA polymerase II; anterior/posterior pattern specification; embryonic skeletal system morphogenesis.
AGUAGGGUCCGGGUGAGCAGAUUUCCUUAUCCGGGGAUCGCAGGCGGGGCGGCCAUUGGCUCCCAGGAUCACGUGGGGCCCUAACUUUGUUCACUUGACAGUAAGUAGGAGGGCUUUCGGAAACAGGAAAACGAGUCAGGGGUCGGAAUAAAUUUUAGUAUAUUUUGUGGGCAAUUCCCAGAAAUUAAUGGCUAUGAGUUCUUUUUUGAUCAACUCAAACUAUGUCGACCCCAAGUUCCCUCCGUGCGAGGAAUACUCACAGGGCGAUUACCUCCCCAGCGACCACUCGCCGGGGUACUACGCCGGCGGCCAGAGGCGAGAGAGCGGCUUCCAGCCGGAGGCGGGCUUCGGGCGGCGCGCGGCGUGCACCGUGCAGCGCUACGCGGCCUGCCGGGACCCCGGGCCCCCGCCGCCGCCCCCGCCGCCCCCGCCGCCGCCCGGGCUGUCCCCUCGGGCUCCGGCGCCGCCACCCUCCGGGGCCCUCCUCCCGGAGCCCGGCCAGCGCUGCGAGGCGGUCAGCAGCAGCCCCCCGCCGCCUCCCUGCGCGCAGAACCCCCUGCACCCCAGCCCGUCCCACUCCGCGUGCAAAGAGCCCGUCGUCUACCCCUGGAUGCGCAAAGUUCACGUGAGCACGGUAAACCCCAAUUACGCCGGCGGGGAGCCCAAGCGCUCUCGCACCGCCUACACCCGCCAGCAGGUGCUGGAGCUGGAGAAGGAGUUCCACUACAACCGCUACCUGACGCGGCGCCGGCGGGUGGAGAUCGCCCACGCGCUCUGCCUGUCCGAGCGCCAGAUCAAGAUCUGGUUCCAGAACCGGCGCAUGAAGUGGAAAAAAGACCACAAGUUGCCCAACACCAAGAUCCGCUCGGGCGGCGCCGCAGGCGCAGCCGGAGGGCCCCCAGGCCGGCCCAACGGAGGUCCCCCCGCGCUCUAGUGGCCUCUGCGCGCGGGAGCCACGGACCUGGGGCGGGGGAGGGUGGCGAGCGCCGGGAAGGCGGGGGAGAGAGGCGGGAGGAGACCCUGGGGCCUGGGCCUGGAGAAGCCUUCCUGCCCCCCCAACCCCCCUCUAUCUAUUUUCACGAAUAAACGCAGAGAAGGGGUCGGGGAAGCUUUAUUUAUAGAAACCACAAUGGGGAGCCGGUGGAGGCCCCCCCCAGAAGCAAAGCUCAAGUCUCUUGCUUUCUUAAAAAAAAAUAAAUAAGAGGAGAAGAAGAAGGAAGAAAGAAAAGACAGAAAGAGAAAUAGGAGGAGGCUGCACGCCUCGUUUUCAGCUGUGGCGAAGAUGGAUCCACGUUUCAUCUUUAAUCACGCCAGGCCCGGGCCCAUCCGUCUUGUUUACUCUGCCGCGGAGAGGACGGGCCUCGGCGGCCACCAUUACCUCGACACUCGGCUAACAAAUGAGGCCGCCCGCCUCCCGGCCUCUGCUGCUGCCGCUGCCGAACACAGCCCCGGAUUUUCUUUCUUUGUCCCCCAGGCCUGACACCCAGCGAAAGCGCCCUCUGAUUGCCAGAGAGCGCGGUGUGUUGGCCACGGUGACACACACACACAUAACACCUCCUCCCGGUGGCCCAUCCAGGCCCCUUUGCGGGGGACACUGACUGCACCCCGUUCCACGGCGGGGCUGGGAAGGGGAGGCAGCAGAAAGGGGGCAAGUGGAGGCUUGGGCGGCCUUGGCCACCGCAGGGAAAUUGAGCCCAAGGAGAAAGAAAGAAAAGAAAGAGACACGCAGACCGCAGACCCGGGAGGGCCUGCCUUGGGCAGGUCAAGCUGUCUCUGCAGGGUGAGGGCAUCGGAGGUCUGGGCACACCCCCCUGGCCCAUCUCCAGUUGUGCAGACGUGACCUGCCCUCCUAGGCUGAAACUGAAUGUGAAACUAGGAAAUAAAAUGUUGCGCCCUUCCCGGGUCUGGGAGAUGAUGUGCCAGAGACCUCUCCCAUAGUUGAUCAUUGUUGCAUUGAUUAUUAUUAUUAAUUAAUUAUUAUUAUUAUUUUAUGUCAUGUGUGUCCUUUCUCCUCUUCUCUUCCUGACAUUCCAAACUAGGCCCCCUUCCUAGUUCCGGGGCUGCCUGAGUCUAGAACCCUUCGUUGGCGUGAAAAUGUGUGUCCUGUACCGAGUGACAAUAGAAAUAAAUGUUUGGUUUCUUGUGA